Messenger RNA from Camelina sativa (false flax), 1569 nucleotides. RefSeq names its product UBP1-associated proteins 1B. Gene Ontology annotation, cellular component: nucleus. The record is from RefSeq and is a predicted model, not a curated record. Gene Ontology annotation, molecular function: RNA binding. Lineage: Eukaryota; Viridiplantae; Streptophyta; Magnoliopsida; Brassicales; Brassicaceae.
UUCUUCUUAGUUUCUGAGUUUUUUUUGUGGACACUGCCGUCAACGAUGACGGAAGACAGAGAAGAACGUAAGAAGGAGAAGAAAGAGAAGAAGGAGAAAAAAGAGAAGAAAGAGCGGAAGGAGAAGAAGCGUCGCGAGGCUGAAGAGCUCGCCGUGAAGGAGAAGAAAAUCUCGAAAAAGCAUAAAUCCAAAUCCAAAGAGACAGAGAAACCCAAGAAGAAAUCGAAGAGACACGAAGCCGAAGAGGAGGAGCAAUCUCCUAAGAAAUCGAAGGAGAGCAAGAAGAAGAAACACAAGAGAUCGAGAUCGAGAUCAUCAGAUGAUUCCGAAGAAGAGCCAGAGACUCAUCAAAUCGUCGAUACGAAGACCGUUACGGACCCGGUUGUUACAACAAACAACGAGUCGGAUUCGAAUUUUGAGUUGGAUAAGGAAGACAUCAAGCAUCUUCUUGAGUCUUACUCCAAGGAAGAGCUUAUUAACCUAAUUUACAAAACCGCUGAGAAAGGUUCUAAAUUGAUCUCAGCAGUGUUUGAAUCGGCGGAUAGAGAUAGCUCUCAGCGUAACAUAUUCGUGCGUGGUCUUGGAUGGGACACGACACAUGAGAAUCUCAAGGCGGCUUUUGAGGUUCACGGGGAGGUAGAGGAGUGUUCUGUGGUUAUGGAUAAGGAUACGGGGAGAGCUAAAGGGUUUGGCUUUGUGUUGUUUAAGACGCGUAAAGGAGCUAGAGAGGCGUUGAGGAAUCCGGAGAAGAGAAUGUUUAAUCGAACUGUGGUUUGUUGUAUAGCUAAGCCGUAUAAUGCUGGGAAGACGCGAGAACCAGUUGAAUCUGUGAAGAUUGAUUUAACUCAUACGGCUAAUCAGAGUGAAGUGGCUUUGUCUGGGCUUGAUUUGGCUCCGGGACAUGUACAUGGACUUGAUAAGGGGCAUCAGCAGCAGCAGCAGCAGCAGCAGCAGCAGCAGCAGAAUAUGCCAAUGUAUGCUGGACACAACAUGCCCUUUUACGGACAUGCUCAGCCUCCUCCUGGUUUUAAUCCCAUGUAUGGUGCAAUGAUGGGUAAUCAAGGUGCCAUGAUGGCUAAUCAGAUGGUUGCUGGUUUACCCAACUAUCAUAUGUUUGGCUCGGGUAUGAUGAACCAGGGACUUAUGGUGCCACCAAACCAUAUGGGGCAAUAUGUUGUUGAUGGUAACGUUAAUGGUGUUGGUGUUGCUGCUGGUGCUGGUGCUGGUGUCGGUGCUGGUUUUGAUGGUGAACGUGCUUGGUAUCUGAGAUAAGAGAGACCAAGUGGUAUGACCCUCUUCUCUGAUAUUUUUGAGGUCUUUUUGAUUAGAUUUCAAGUUAUAGAUUAGGCUAACGACUAGUCCGGUAUCUUCAACUUGAUAUUUUGGGAAUUGCCGAGUUUUUUUUUGUGUAUCUUUAUCUUGUAUGCCUGCUCUUUCAAACUUACUUUUUUGGUUUCAUUAACUCUGGUCUCUUUUUAAGGAGGUUUUAUCCAUAUAUGUCCCAUUAUUCUGAGGGAAAUGUGCGUUUAAAUGAUGAAAACUCUUGUUCUUGGGAAGUUUCCCAUUGGU